This is a messenger RNA of Acanthosepion pharaonis, 801 nucleotides long. The record is from the annotation of a GenBank genome assembly. Lineage: Eukaryota; Metazoa; Mollusca; Cephalopoda; Sepiida; Sepiidae.
AUGUUCUCUCGUUCAGUCUCUUUCAGCGAAUACAUAUUAUCUGUUUCUAUCUAUUUUAAGGGAUACAUAUUCUCUGCUUCUCUUUAUUUUAAGGAAUACAUUUCCCCCUUGCCACUUCUAUCUAUCUAUCUAUCUAUCUAUUGUUUUAUGUUCAUUUUCUAUCUGUUAUAUAUGUUCAUUUUCUAUCUGUUAUUGUUUCUAUCUAUCUAUCUAUCUAUCUAUCGUAGUCUGACAAUUUUCUAUCUAUCUAUCUAUCUAUCUAUUGUAUUUGAUCAUUUUCUAUCUAUCUAUCUAUCUAUCUAUCUAUCUAUCUAUCUAUCUAUCUAUCUAUCUAUCUGUUAUAGUAUGUUCAUUUUCUAUCUGUUAUUGUUUGAUCAUUUUCUUUCUAUCUAUCUAUCUAUCUAUCUAUCUAUCUUAGUCUGGCCAUUUUCUAUCUAUCUAUCUAUCUAUCAAUCUAUUUUUCAUCAUUUUCUUUCUAUCUAUCUAUCUAUCUAUCUAUCUAUCUAUCUAUCUGUUAUAGUAUGUUCAUUUUCUAUCUGUUAUUGUUUGAUCAUUUUCUUUCUAUCUAUCUAUCUAUCUAUCUAUCUUAGUCUGGCCAUUUUCUAUCUAUCUAUCUAUCUAUCUAUCUAUCUAUCUAUCUAUCAAUCUAUUUUUCAUCAUUUUCUUUCUAUCUAUCUAUCUAUCUAUCUAUCUAUCUAUCUAUCUAUCUAUCUAUCUACAAUUGUGGUUUUGGACAACAAUACUACUUUAAUCCACGUUUCAUCGAUCAAGAGUGAUUUGGUUUGGUUUGGUUUGGUUUGA